GUUAGUUAAAAGCAUAUGAGUUUCUUUUCAAACAAUGUUCUGCAUUGGAUAUGUGAUUUGCUAUAUUAUCUGUUAGCAGGCUGUCCGUUGGGCUUUCAUCUUCACAGACGGUCCUGCUACUGGUUCUCAAACGUGAAAAGUUCAUUUCCAGAGGCAGCUGCCUACUGUCGUUACUUGGAGAGCCACCUUGUGGUUAUAUCAAGCGCAGAUGAAGAUUCGUUUAUCAGAGGUUACGCUAUCCGUCGUGGUAAAGCUCCCUUCUACCGGCUUGGUGCUACUGAUCUGAACAUAGAGGGAAGGUGGCUGUGGGAAGGACAACGUCGUAUGGGGUACACACACUGGUCUCCUGGACAGCCUGAUAAUAAUGGAGGUACCGAACACUGCCUGGAGAUUAGAAGGGACUUCGGAAACUAUCUCUGGAAUGAUUUUGUAUGUGAUCAUCCAUCGCAUUUUAUUUGUGAAAAGGAACUUUAAUGUGUUUCUUUUCCGCGAAUCACAUACAAACGGACAGCAUGUACCGCUGUACCAAAUAAAGCUUCAGAUUAGCA
This is a messenger RNA of Haliotis rufescens (red abalone), 548 nucleotides long. Its product is annotated as perlucin-like. Bases 16 to 474 code for a protein of 152 amino acids. NCBI's taxonomy places the organism in Eukaryota, Metazoa, Mollusca, Gastropoda, Lepetellida, Haliotidae. The record is from RefSeq and is a predicted model, not a curated record. The transcript has 3 exons.